UAAAAUUAAUAUAUGUAGUAAUUUUUCUAAAAAUAAAUAUAAAUAAAUAAAAUAAAAAUCCCUAUACGUCUCCGUCGUUCUCCAAUUCCAUCGCCGUGCGUACCUCCGUCGUCUUACUCGCCGUGAAAGGAUUCCAGCGAUCGAAUGGGAAAAUGUAUAAGGAUGCGAUUGCCAUAACUUAAUUACAUUUUUAAUAGUCCAUCAGUAUUAUAUCAUCUGCUAUAACUGGCCAAGCUUCAAAUGAACUUAACUUCAUAAUGGGAUGGAACGAGAGAUUUGGGGUUUAAUUGAAGUCUGUGAAUUGGUGAUACCAUUUGGUGAUUCAGCCCCAUAAUUGGUCGCCUUGAGGAUAUGAAGUCCACAGAGUUGUUCUUUCUUCUUGCUUAUGCUGUUGCUUUCUAUGCCUUCAUCAUUCAUAGAUCUGUUCAACUUUCUCGCGAUCACCACACCAAACUCUUUGGUUUGCGUCCUGGAUGGCUCAUAUCUCAACGCCUCAAUGAUGUCUCGGAUGCUCAAUGGAGGAACUUUCGUGCAAAUUUACCUAUUCUCACAAUCGUUUUCACCAUUUUUGCUCUUCUGGCUAAUGUUUCGAGGACCCUUUUUCAUUUUAAAGCAAAAGGGAUGUCUCUUAUAUGGAUUGUAAUAUCUUUAGCAUACCUCUUGUAUCUUCAUGGUGCUUGCAUUGUAUUUAUCAUCUUAAUCGCUUCCCUGAAUUAUUUGUUGGUGAAGAUAUUUGCACGAACCAAGUACUUCUCUUUCAUAUUUUGGGUUUUCAACCUUUUUUUUCUCAUAUGCAACCGUGUUUAUGAAGGAUAUUCCUUCUCCAUAUUUGGUCAACAUUGGGCAUUUUUGGACAACUUUCGAGGAACCUUCCGAUGGCACAUAUGCUUCAACUUUGUUGUUUUACGCAUGAUAAGCUUCGGUUAUGAUUACCAUUGGGCACAUCAAGAUUCUCGGUCUAACUAUAAGAAACACAUUCAACAUUGUCAUAUCUGUAAAUCAGGGAAAAUUUGCUACCAAGUUUUACAGGAGAGAAGUGUUCCGGAUGACAAGUUUUCCUUUAACAUAUACCUGUCUUAUUUGCUAUAUGCACCUCUCUAUCUCACUGGGCCAAUUAUAAACUUCAAUGCAUUUGCUUCACAGCUAGAUGUGCCUCAAAAUCAUUUUUCAGUCAGAAAUGUGGCUUGGUAUGGUGUUCGUUGGGUCUUCAGUCUACUCCUGAUGGAAGUAAUGACCCAUCUAUUUUAUUACAAUGCGUUCGCAAUCAGCGGUGCAUGGAGACAUCUAUCUCCUCUUGAUGUGUUUAUUGUCGGAUAUGGGGUAUUAAACUUCAUGUGGCUAAAGUUCUUCCUGAUUUGGCGCUACUUUCGAUUUUGGUCUCUGAUAUGUGGGAUUGAGGCCCCUGAGAACAUGCCAAGGUGCAUCAAUAAUUGCCAUAAUUUGGAAAGCUUUUGGAAAAACUGGCAUGCUUCCUUCAACAAAUGGCUUGUGAGGUACAUCUAUAUUCCUCUUGGGGGAUCACAGAGGAAACUACUCAUCGUUUGGGUCAUAUUCACAUUCGUCGCAAUAUGGCAUGAUCUAGAGUGGAAGCUCCUCUCAUGGGCAUGGUUGACAUGUUUGUUCUUUAUUCCAGAAUUGUUAUUUAAAUCAGCAGCAAAUGCAUUUCAGGCAACAAAUGCUUUUAGGGUUUUUGUUCUCCGUGAACUUCGUGCAGUUGCUGGUGCCGUUACAAUCACUUGUCUCAUGGUUGCAAACCUUGUUGGUUUUGUUAUUGGAGCAUCGGGCAUUAACUGGUUGACUUCACGAUUUCUCGAGAAAGAUGGGUUACCUGUUCUGGCUGGAAUGUUCGUAUCAUUUUACGUUGGAACCAAGCUUAUGUUCCAUGUCCAAGAUUUCAAGCAAAGUAGGCACUGAAUUAGUUGGUCUAUGAAAGGUUCAUUUCAUUACAUAUCUCUUUUUACUUGAAUGAUGAUUUGCUCCAAAUCCGGGAUAGGUGUCUUCUAAAGAAUAAUUUAUUCCUUCAAAAGAAAAGACCUGACUUUACUGGGCAAGAUUUUCCUGAGAAAUGCUUUUGUCCUACUUGGCAUCAAAAUCAUGCAUACAGUCGUCCUGUAGAGGGAGAUCCAAAUACAACACUUUACUAGAGCUCUGCUUCUUCAUCUUUAUUUAGUCUCAUAUCUUAAUAUUUCAUUAUAAUGUUGCCAGUAGGAUUUUGCAAUUGUUAGAUCUUUCAGUGGGUAUUGAUUUACUACUCACACCAGUAAUAGGUAAGUAAGUUUUUUGAAAUAUUAAAAUAAAAAUGAAAAUAGGAUUCAGUUAUUACUUAUCAGCUGCCAUUAUUCCUAGUGAGUCAUUUUUAUCUUUCUUGCCUAAUGCUGAACAUUAUGCAUGGCUUACUGUAAUUGACUAUUUUGAAAGGAUUAUAUUGCAUAGGACUAUUACUAAA
Molecule: messenger RNA, 2446 nt
Organism: Cannabis sativa
Lineage: Eukaryota; Viridiplantae; Streptophyta; Magnoliopsida; Rosales; Cannabaceae
Product: membrane-bound O-acyltransferase gup1
Exons: 21
Coding region: 352-1914 (520 amino acids)
Cellular component (GO): endoplasmic reticulum
Molecular function (GO): acyltransferase activity
Source: RefSeq, a predicted model, not a curated record